AGUGGUGAAGUGGUGAAAAUGGCUUGGUGAAGUUUUGUGAAGUUGUGUGUGAAGACAAAAAUAACACUUUUUGUAGGUAAAAUAAAAUUUAGCAAUAGAAGCCAGUAGAAAAUGCCGCUGCCACUGAUUAUGCAGAAUGCUGUAGAGCCGAUGCAGGUGGACGUGGAGGCUGUGGACAACGAAAAUCACGAGGAGGACACGUAUAUUGUAGAAAAUCCGACAUUGGACUUGGAAGUGUAUGCAAACUCCUACACCGGUCUAGCUAAAUCCUAUCGUCUCAUGUACAUUGCGGACCACUGUCCGACACUGAGACUGGAAGCCCUGAAGAUGGCCAUUAGUUACGUGACAACAACUUACAAUGUCAGUCUGUAUCAGUUGCUGCACAAAAAGUUGGCCGACAUGAAUUUGGGAGCGGGCAAUUUGCCGGAUGUUGCGGCUCAGGGGGCUGGCGGAGGGGCACCUGGGGCGGCUACAAAUCAGGACAUACCCACCUUUGACACGAUCUGGGCAGACACAAAGAGCAAAAAGGCAGCACUGAAGCUGGAGAAGCUGGACAAUGAUUUGAAGAACUACCGCAGUAAUUCGAUUAAGGAGAGCAUCAGGCGAGGACAUGAUGAUCUUGGUGAUCACUAUCUCAAUUGUGGUGAUCUGUCCAAUGCCCUCAAGUGCUACUCACGGGCUCGGGAUUACUGCACGAGCGGGAAGCAUGUGGUGAAUAUGUGUCUCAAUGUGAUUAAGGUGUCAAUCUACCUGCAGAACUGGUCUCAUGUGCUCAGCUAUGUGUCCAAGGCCGAGAGUACCCCAGACUUUGCCGAAGGCUGCAGCAAGGAUGCCAAUCAGGCUGUCGUGACACGCCUCAAGUGCGCCGCUGGCCUGGCCGAAUUGGCCACGAAGAAGUACAAAUCGGCCGCCAAACACUUCCUGCAGGCCAAUUUUGACCACUGCGACUUCCCCGAGAUGAUCUCCAGCAGCAAUGUAGCCAUGUACGGUGGUCUCUGCGCCCUGGCCACCUUCGACAGGCAGGAACUGCAGAAGAAUGUCAUCUCGUCGUCAUCGUUCAAGCUCUUCCUGGAGCUUGAGCCACAGCUCCGAGACAUAAUUUUCAAAUUCUACGAAUCCAAGUAUGCCUCAUGCCUACGCCUCCUCGAUGAAAUCCGCGACAAUCUCCUCCUGGACAUGUACAUAGCGCCCCACAUCAAUGCCCUGUACACGCAGAUCCGGAACAGGGCGCUCAUUCAGUACUUCAGUCCCUACUUGUCGGCCGAUCUGCGCAAAAUGGCCACAGCCUUCAAUCGCACGGUUCAGGCACUGGAAAACGAAGUGAUGCAGCUGAUCCUCGAUGGACAGAUUCAGGCACGCAUUGACUCGCACAAUAAGAUUCUCUAUGCCAAGGAUGCCGAUCAGCGCAGUUCCACCUUCGAGAAGGCCAUCAAUGUGGGCAAGGAGUACCAGAGGAGGACAAGGAUGCUCAUCCUCAGAGCUGCCAUGCUCAAGAUUCAGAUUCACGUCAAG
Messenger RNA from Phlebotomus papatasi, 1512 nucleotides. It is a transcript of the gene CSN1b, whose product is annotated as COP9 signalosome complex subunit 1b. The record is from RefSeq and is a predicted model, not a curated record. Lineage: Eukaryota; Metazoa; Arthropoda; Insecta; Diptera; Psychodidae. Gene Ontology annotation, cellular component: COP9 signalosome.